This is a messenger RNA of Neltuma alba, 1514 nucleotides long. Its product is annotated as GDSL esterase/lipase At3g26430. The record is from RefSeq and is a predicted model, not a curated record. The coding region runs from base 157 to 1326 and encodes 389 amino acids. Gene Ontology annotation, molecular function: hydrolase activity, acting on ester bonds. The transcript has 5 exons. NCBI's taxonomy places the organism in Eukaryota, Viridiplantae, Streptophyta, Magnoliopsida, Fabales, Fabaceae.
GACACAUUUCUAUAAAUAAAAUAAUACAAUACGCAAUAAAGGUCCCCUUUUGCUUUCUAUUAUUUCUUUUGGAUACAGUCAUACUUGCUGUCUUCAACUCACCCAAGCCUCCGUUCUUCUCCUUUCUCCCAGACCUUGGCCGCCGGAACUAGCAAUAUGAGGUUGAUUCCAAGUUGUGCUCUGUGUUUGUGGCUUUUCAUCUCAGUGGUACUGAAUCCAGAGCCAUUGUUAUUAGAUGCUUCAAGGGACUGUGAUUUUCCGGCCAUCUUCAACUUUGGAGACUCCAAUUCUGACACCGGUGGUCUCUCUGCUGCCUUCGGCCAAGCCCGUCCUCCUCAUGGCGAGUCCUUCUUCCGCCACCCUGCCGGACGCUACUGCGACGGCCGUCUUGUCAUUGAUUUCAUAGCUAAGGAGCUGGGUCUACCAUAUUUGAAUGCUUUCCUUGAUUCGGUUGGCUCAAAUUUUACGCAUGGAGCCAACUUUGCCACGGCGGGAUCCACCAUCAGGCCCCAGAAUACAACCCUUCAUCAGGUUGGUGGGUUCAGUCCUUUCUCUCUGGACGUCCAGUUCGUUCAAUUCAGUGAUUUCCAGCGCAGAUCUCAAACUUUUCGCAAUAAAGGAGGAUUAUAUACAGCAUUGCUGCCAAAAGCACAAGACUUUUCUCGUGCAUUAUACACUUUCGAUAUUGGGCAGAACGACUUGACGGCAGGUUAUUUCCAUAACAUGUCCACUGAUCAAGUCAAAGCAUAUGUUCCUGAUGUUUUAGCACAGUUCAACAACAUCGUGAAGUAUGUAUAUGAUCACGGAGGAAGGUCGUUCUGGAUACACAAUACAGGUCCAGUUGGUUGUUUGCCAUACAUAAUGGACCUUCGUCCGCUGAAAACAACUGAGGUGGAUAGAGCCGGAUGUGCCAUCCCUUACAACGAAGUUGCUCGUUAUUUCAAUCGUCGAUUGAAAGCAGUUGUGCUUCAACUCAGAAAGAAACUUCCCUUGGCUGCGAUCACCUACGUUGAUGUCUACUCCGUCAAGUACUCCCUCAUCAGUCAAGCAAAGAAGCAUGGUUUCAUGGAACCCCUGAGAGCUUGCUGUGGGCAUGGUGGGAAGUACAACUUCAAUAAAAAUAUUGGGUGUGGAGGAAAGAUAAAGGUUCGUGGGAAAGAGGUGUUAGUGGGAAAACCAUGCGGGGAUCCAUCGGUUUGGGUCAAUUGGGAUGGGGUGCACUACACUCAGGCAGCUAAUAAAUGGGUAUUUGAACAAAUUGUGGACGGAUCAUUUUCUGAUCCUCCUAUUCCACUGAACAAGGCAUGCCAUAGGCACCACAAUUGAAGAGGUCUAAUUUCACGAAUCAAUAAAAAUAUUUGAGUGCAAGAGCCGAUCGUUUUAUUGCUCAGUCAUACAAUUUCAUCUGUGAAGUAUGGAUACUUUGAAAGAGGAGCUGAGUUCAUGUUCGACGCGUACUGGAUAUUCGCGUUGAAUAACCACGCACAUUUCAAAUAAAUCUCAGGUCAUUGUGU